Molecule: messenger RNA, 3577 nt
Organism: Echinops telfairi (small Madagascar hedgehog)
Lineage: Eukaryota; Metazoa; Chordata; Mammalia; Afrosoricida; Tenrecidae
Gene: CAB39L
Product: calcium binding protein 39 like
Exons: 9
Coding region: 459-1382 (307 amino acids)
Biological process (GO): intracellular signal transduction
Molecular function (GO): protein serine/threonine kinase activator activity
Source: RefSeq, a predicted model, not a curated record
GUGUGAGUGUGUGACAUAUCUUUCCAGAACGUAUUGGAGAGGGAGGGGGAGAACACAGAAGCCAGCUCGUUUGACCAGAAACAGAGCUGCCUGUGACAGAUGAAGAGCAAGGCUUGGAAUCUGAGAGCAAAGCCCCGCGAGUGGAAAUUUACAACGGCUCCGUGCGCUUGCAAGAGAUCAUUUUCUGCUAACCGUUUUCCGGCGGUGCCUGUGGCUUUAAAGAGACACAGAAAGUCAAAGAGGCAUUGUGGAAAAAAAGUCUCUGCCGGGCUUGGACAAUAAGAGGCAACCCCUGUUAAAUGGAAGAUAAAAGCGAUUUCACCGAAAGGGCUUUGAAACCGAGAGAGAGCUGUCUUCAGCACCUCAGCAUGUCUGUUGCUUAGAUAAGACUGGGUGUUUCUGGAAGAUUUGCAUUCUAUCUUGGAAGAAGUGAUAUCUAGACAUCAAAAAAAGAAAAAAUGCCUUUGUUUAGUAAAUCACACAAAAAUCCAGCAGAAAUUGUGAAAAUUCUGAAAGAGAACAUGGCUAUUUUGGAAAAGCAAGACAAAAAGACAGACAAGGCCUCAGAGGAGGUGUCAAAAUCACUGCAGGCGAUGAAAGAAAUUCUGUGUGGUACAACUGACAAGGAGCCCCCACCCGAAGCAGUGGCUCAGCUGGCGCAGGAACUCUACCAGAGUGGGCUGCUGGUGACUCUCAUAGCAGACCUGCAGCUGAUCGACUUUGAGGAGCUCAUUCGUUACUUCUGUAUCCUCUUCAGUGAAAUAUAUGAAACCCCACAAAUUGCCUUACGUUGCGGGAUGAUGCUAAGAGAAUGUAUUCGAUAUGAGCCACUUGCCAAAGUCAUCCUCUUUUCUAAUCAAUUCAGAGAUUUCUUUAAGUACGUGGAAUUGUCAACAUUUGAUAUUGCUUCAGAUGCCUUUGCUACAUUUAAGGAUUUAUUAACCAGGCAUAAGGUGUUGGUAGCAGACUUCUUAGAACAAAAUUAUGAUGUUAUUUUUGAAGAUUAUGAGAAGUUGCUUCAGUCUGAGAAUUACGUGACUAAGAGACAAUCUUUAAAGCUGCUAGGGGAGCUGAUCCUGGAUCGGCACAACUUUGCCAUCAUGACGAAGUACAUCGGCAAACCCGAGAACCUGAAGCUGAUGAUGAACCUGCUCCGAGACAAGAGUCCCAACAUUCAAUUUGAGGCCUUUCACGUCUUCAAGGUGUUUGUGGCCAGUCCUCACAAAACCCAGCCUAUUGUGGAGAUCCUAUUAAAAAAUCAGCCCAAACUCAUUGAGUUUCUUAGCACCUUCCAGAAGGAGAGGACGGACGACGAGCAGUUCACUGAUGAGAAGAACUACUUGAUUAAGCAGAUUCGAGACUUAAAGAAAACUGCCCCUUGACCUCCUCGCCCCAUCCGGUGCAGCCCUGGGCCCCCUCUGCUGUUUGUCCAAUGAGUGUGAGUCCAGCCAGUCCUCAUUCCUGGGGUAGCUUUGAAGGCGCCUGUUCCCCCUCGAGUCAUUGUUCAGGUAGAUGAAGCAUAAACAUUUGAAUGAAAGAGAGAAAAAAAAAGUAGAAUAAUAUAUGUUCAUCAAGUCUGUGAUGAUUUAAGUGAAAUCAGAGCCAUUUGAUUAGCCGUGCUAAAAGCACCCCCCCUCCCCCCACUCUGUUGUUGACAAACAGCAGCAGGGUCGGGCACUUGAAGGCUCCACGCCAGAUCUCAGUGGCGGUGCCACCGGGUCCUUGGGGCAGGAACGGGGACACAUUCAUCCUUCCUCUCGGCACUUCAACGCCUUUCUUCAGCAAGGCGCUGAAAGGUCCAAGAAAGCGGGCGGAUGCGUCUGUCGUGGUGUGCCUACUGUCUUUCCACUGUACAGGACCCGCUGCCACCUCCAGGGCAGAUGGUCCCUCGCUGCCGCACCUGCCACCUCCUCCAGUUCAUUUUCUGCUGUGUCCGCUGACUUCUGAGGACGCUUCUCUGAGCCCCGUCAGGACAGCUGUGGGGAAAGCUUGUUGUAGACAAGGAGGCAUUUCUUCAGGAUGACUGGCCACAGGCCGGGGGAGAAGACUACUUUUCUUUCCCUCCCUCCCUCCCUCCCUCCCUCCCUUCAUUCAUUCUUUCUUUCUUUCUUUUGAAUAGAGAGUGAGUUUGUUGAAUGGAAUACUUAGGGGGAAAAGAACUCGUCUAAAAGGCUUGGUAGAAUUUAGAGCCAGGCCUUCAGUCUGCUAGUAACAGACCUCUCACCGUUGACUGGCUUUCUGGUGGGGCUUCUGCUAGGAGCUGGUUCUCUUAGAGUAACCCCUCUUUCCAGGUCCAUGGGCUCCUGCACCCGUGCACCCCAGACUUCAUCGCGUGCCCUUGUUUUCAGACCAAGACCGCUUUUCUAACCAGGGAAGGGAAAUAGUUAAAUGCACGAACAGCUUCUCAAAUGCCUAAACCCUUCUUUUUCCCCCCUCCGUUGUUUUUAUUCCUGGAAGCUGGCCCGUGUGAACCACACAUCAAAGUCUUCCGUGAAAAGCAGAGAGCAUAAAUAUUUGGUUCUUAAUUCCCUAUUACACACUCGAGUGAUGAAGGGGUUCGGUUGUCUUCUUUCAAAACAGCCUGAGACCAGCCGGAAAACAAGAACAGAAAAGGUCGUGGCUCGUUUUCAGCCAUCAGGUGUAUGCAAUGGAAUGUUAAUGCUCUGUUUAUAAAACACUACACGCGUAACUGCUAAUUUGUCUGUUUUCGUAAUUCUCUUUCUAAAUCAUGUGUUGUUGCUUUCAAAAACCCAUGUGCUUUCUAACACUGGGGGGCUGUGUUCUUGACUUUUAAUCCACCAAUGAUUUCACCACGCAGAGAGAGAGAAAGAGGAGUCUGUUCUUCCUCAUCGGCACCCUUUGUCGAGUUUUGUAUCUAAAGAAUCACCUGGCAGGGUUCCCCGGGCUCGGCCAGGGCCCAGGUUGUCUCCGUGUGCAGCGUAGACUCUUGCGCAGGUAGAGCAGGUAGGCAGGCCUGCUGGACCUCCUUGGGUAACAGUUCUGACCAAUAGCCAUGUGGCAUAUUCCAGUGGCAGGCCCUAAUGGCUUCCAUUCCUGAGCCAUUAAAACCAGAUUAUGUCCGUAGCACAUCCUGCCAGCCCAAAGGCCCUUAGAAUUUGACUUGGCCAGUUUUGCUCAUUUAAGCCAUAGAGAUCGUGUAGAUGUUUUAAUUAAAGGGGAACUAGCCGUCAGAAAUUGAUUUGGUUGCUUAACACUGCUCCACCACCUCAUAGGGCACAGUUUGUUGUAUUGAAAGCAAGGCACUUUUAUAAUUUUUUCUUAAUAAAGAAGAUAUGUUAUUUCCUCUGGGCUUGAACUAGCUCUUUCCUUUUUAUCCUAGCUGAAUACUUGCCAAACUGUAAACUAGAGUCUAAGAGGCAACGGGAGAAGUAGCUGGCAUUGUCUUGUGAUGUAAGUUUGAAAAGUAUUCAUGUGAAAGGCAAGCAGAAGUUCAAGCGAUGUUUGCGCAAAGGUCACUAACUAUUGUUCGACUUCAAUGUUGAAAAGAUCCUAUUUAAUAAGUUUUCAAAAGCACCUGUUUAAAUGAAGAUUGACAAAAUAAAAAAGAUGCCACGUG